Messenger RNA from Zalophus californianus (California sea lion), 2159 nucleotides. It is a transcript of the gene HHATL, whose product is annotated as hedgehog acyltransferase like. Gene Ontology annotation, cellular component: endoplasmic reticulum. The transcript is spliced from 12 exons. Bases 235 to 2145 code for a protein of 636 amino acids. Gene Ontology annotation, molecular function: acyltransferase activity. NCBI's taxonomy places the organism in Eukaryota, Metazoa, Chordata, Mammalia, Carnivora, Otariidae. The record is from RefSeq and is a predicted model, not a curated record. Gene Ontology annotation, biological process: negative regulation of N-terminal protein palmitoylation.
CACUCACCGCUCAUAGCCUUGAGAGGGUGGGGACCCCAGGGCUGGACACACCCCACUGUGGCUCCAGAGCCUAGCUGGUCGGACGGACGCACGGUUGGACGCAGGACCCCGGAGCCCCGAGGUGGGCAGUGUGCCAGGGUCCCUCACAGACUCCUCAAGGCCUCCCUCCCCCGACCUGGCCGAUGAGGAGGCGCUUCAGCCCUCAGGCCAACAGUGCAGAGCGCCAUCCAGGCUAUGGGCAUCAAGACAGCGUUGCCCGCGGCGGAGCUGGGCUUAUACUCCCUGGUGCUGAGUGGGGCCCUGGCCUAUGCUGGUCGGGGUCUCCUUGAAGCUUCACAAGAUGGGGCCCACAGGAAGGCUUUCCGGGAGUCUGUGAGACCUGGCUGGGAGUACAUUGGCCGGAAGAUGGACGUGGCUGACUUCGAGUGGGUGAUGUGGUUCACCUCCUUCCGAAACAUCAUCGUCUUCGCCCUUUCUGGACAUGUGCUGUUUGCUAAACUCUGCACGAUGGUUGCCCCCCAGCUCCGCUCCUGGAUGUAUGCCGUGUAUGGGGCCCUGGCUGUGCUGGGCACGAUGGGCCCUUGGUACCUGGGGCUGCUGCUUGCCCACUGUGUCAGCCUCUAUGUGGCCUCACUCUUGGGCCAGCCCUGGCUCUGUCUUGGCCUCGGCCUGGCCAGCCUUGCCUCCUUCAAGCUGGAUCCCCUCAUCUCCUGGCAGAGCGGGUUUGUAACAGGCACUUUUGAUCUUCAAGAGGUGCUGUUUCACGGGGGCAGCGGUUUCACCGUGCUGCGUUGUACCAGCUUUGCGCUGGAGAGCUGUGCCCACCCUGACCGCCGCUACUCCCUAGGUGACCUGCUCAAGUACAACUUCUACCUGCCUUUCUUCUUCUUCGGGCCCAUCAUGACCUUUGAUCGCUUCCACGCUCAGAUGAGCCAGGUGGAGCCGGUGAGGCGCGAGGGUGAGCUGUGGCGCAUCCGGGCCCAGGCCGGCCUCAGCGUCGUGGCCAUCAUGGCCGUGGACAUCUUCUUCCACUUCUUCUACAUCCUCACCAUCCCCAGUGACCUCAAGUUUGCCAACCGCCUCCCGGACAGUGCCCUCGCUGUCCUAGCCUACUCAAACCUGGUGUACGACUGGGUGAAGGCGGCCGUCCUCUUCGGCGUGGUCAACACAGUGGCGCGCCUUGAUCACUUGGACCCUCCCCAGCCUCCUAAGUGCAUCACCGCGCUCUAUGUCUUCGCCGAAACGCACUUUGACCGUGGCAUCAACGACUGGCUUUGCAAGUAUGUGUAUGACCACAUUGGUGGGGAGCACUCCGAGGUGAUUCCAGAGCUGGGGGCCACCGUGGCCACCUUUGCCAUCACUACUCUGUGGCUUGGACCUUGUGAUAUUGUUUACCUGUGGUCAUUCCUUAACUGCUUUGGCCUCAACUUUGAACUCUGGGUGCAGAAGCUGGCAGAGUGGGGGCCCCUAGCACAGAUUGAGGUGAGUGGGGAAGGCCUGGGGCAGGGGUUGGCUGGGUCACUGGAGGGAGUGCACUGCUGCUCUCUGGAGUCUUCCAGCCACACCUGGCCCCCAAUCCGGAACUUUCUCACCACAACUUCCUGGCUGUCAGGGCAAUGGCUCCCCCUCUGGGUAUCUAGCACCCCCUCUGUGGAGUGUGGACACCUGGGCCAGGCUGUGUUGGUCAGGCCCCUCCCCUCUCUCUGGUCCUCAGUAUUCCCAUCUUUAACAACGAAAGAGGGCUGCCCUGGGGAUUCUCAGAGACCCAAGCACAUGCCCAGGACCUGGGGGAGCCCUGUGGGCAGGACCUCUGACCAACUGUGUGCUCUUUCCCCUUGCUCUCUUGCCCCACUGCCAAUGCUUUCCUGGCCUGGGCAGGCCUCUCUGUCGGAGCAGAUGUCUCGCAGGGUCCGGGCCCUCUUUGGGGCCAUGAACUUCUGGGCCAUCAUCAUGUACAACCUUGUAAGCCUGAACAGUCUUGAGUUCACAGAGCUGGUUGCCAGGCGCCUGCUACUCACAGGGUUCCCCCCGACCACUCUGGCCAUCCUAUUUGUCACCUACUGUGGUGUCCAGCUGGUGAAGGAGCGAGAGCGAACCCUGGCCCUAGAGGAGGAGCAGAAGCAGGACAAAGAGAAGCCGGAGUAGGUGGGAGGAGGCAG